AUGGAAUUUCAAUCAGAUUUUAUUGAACCCGCUACUCCAGCGUUAUCAUUCAACAGUAUUAAUCGAUUUUCGAAGAAUGAAGAUAGCGGAUAUCACACAUUUACACCAGGUUCAUUCCAGUAUUCAGAAAUAUCGAGCGAUAGUCUUAACUCUCAUGUCGUACAGGGACAGUUUUGUCAAAUUCAAGUGGAUUGCUACGAUAUUACCCCAGAGGUAAAGCUUCGAUUGGGACAGAGAUAUAGUAAGUCCUCUAGUUCAAUUAGUUCUUUGGACAACAGUAAAGACUCACCUGUAAGUCGCCGUGGAGUAAAGCGCUCCUUUCAGGAGGAUAUAGAAAAUGCAGAUGGGAAUUCUUCAAUUCCAACACCAACUAGUCUUAUUUCAGGUUGCUUACGUAAACUUAAAUUUAGCGAUGGGACUAAAUUAAGCAAAUCUAUAGUUAGUUCCAGAUACACUAAUACCGUUUUAAAUGAUUUCAACUAUCAAAACAACUUAGAAGGAACAGAUAUUUCAUAUCCCACAACCCCAGUGAAAAAAGUUUGCAGAAGCAGUUGUAAUUUAAGUUCAUCAAGCCUAAGAAAACCAGUGAAAAAACUUAUAACUCAUUCACUUUCAUGUGAAGUUGGAGCAUUACAACCAGUGAAACAAAGACCAGUACCUGAAAAAGUGAAAUCAUAUCACAUUAAACCUAACAAAAAAAUUGAUAUUAUAAAGAUGUUAUAUGAGCAUACUGCCAUGCCUCCAAUCAUGGAAAUUUUCAGAUACUUGUCAAAUGAAGAUAUAUAUAACUUCAGCUUAGUAAGUGAUGUGUGGUUAAAGGUGUGGGAUGAAGUAAGUAAAAAAUUAACAGUAAAACAAAAGUUUGUCAAGUUUAUGCAAAAUGAAAAAGAAAACCAGGAGAACAAAGGAGCAACACCAAAAGACAUUAAUAGCACCCAAGUAAGAUUACCUAUGGGUGUCCACAAUGUGGCCAAUAGUCAUAAUGUGAAAAAUACUGUCGGCAGCCCUCCUGGUACACCUAGAACUAUCAGAUUUAAAAAAUUUACUAAGGCAGCAUCAUUGGAUUCACGUUUGCAAGUUAUAUGUUCAAGAUGUGAUCAACCUGCCAAAGUAAAUAAAGAAGAUUCUGAAGAGGAGUGGGUGGAAUGCACCAACAACACCUGUGCUUAUCAGUUUUGCAGAUUUUGUAGAUGUGACAGACAUCCGGACAAAAAGUGUCGUCAAUAUGAUUUAGAGGGCCCUAGUCCAAGUAAAAGAAAGAAAAAUUCACAUGCAAUGUGUUCAAAAAAAAGUAAGAGAACUUUACGUAGGCUCCUGUGA
This is a messenger RNA of Parnassius mnemosyne (clouded apollo), 1320 nucleotides long. The record is from the annotation of a GenBank genome assembly. Lineage: Eukaryota; Metazoa; Arthropoda; Insecta; Lepidoptera; Papilionidae.